Messenger RNA from Parnassius mnemosyne (clouded apollo), 411 nucleotides. The record is from the annotation of a GenBank genome assembly. NCBI's taxonomy places the organism in Eukaryota, Metazoa, Arthropoda, Insecta, Lepidoptera, Papilionidae.
AUGCCGAAACGAAGUGCUGACGAAAAAAUCGAUCUUUAUCUAAAUAAAAUUCAAAGAUUAACAGCUGAAAAAAGUGUUGUACGACGACGAUGGCGAGUGCGUGUUAUUUCGAGUGAUUCUUCCGAAGCAAAUGAAGGUUGUGGCGAAACAACGCAGCGCAUAGCAAUCGCCGAGGUCCACCGACCGCCUUCGGGAAAAAUAGAUCCAUCAUGGAACGAUGCUGCGGGUGCCUCCCCCGAGGCAGAAAUACCACGAGAUAUUGAGGCAGAAACACCACGUGAUAAUGAGGCAGCAUCACCUUGUGAUAAUGCAGAACUCAUGGCAGAAAUUCCUAUUUCUAUGUCAGAGCAUCCACUGCCAAUGCCAGCUGCCGAGCCAAAUGAGGCCGGACAGUCUUUAGAGGCGUUAUAG